AUGAUUGAUGCUGUCACUCGUGGUUGGCGUGAUAGUAAUGGCGCGUUGAUGUUUGGAUGGGAUUAUUUGAUGAAAAAAUUCAUUGCUAAUGAUGAAUCUCAUCCUGAAGAGAAAAGUUACCACAUGGACACUUUUGCAAAUUAUGAAGAUUUGAGAAUUGUAGUUGGACAUAUAACAACUGUUGGCACACACUCAAUUGCACUAGGGAUGAUACUGAUGCAAGAACAUUUUAUAGUGGAGAAAGAAGAGUUAGUGAAGGAUCCUAUAAAUUCAAAGGUUCUCCUAUCAAUUCGAAAACGAAGUAGAACCAAGUUUGAAGCAAAAUCUAGUAUGUUUGAUCCCAAAAGGACUCAAUCAGAUGUUAUAGACAAACUUGCUUGUACAGUUGAUAAGAUCACUCAAGCUAUUGAAUCAAUUGACACUAGACAGCAUAAUUGUUGGUACAUUAUAAAGGAGAUCCCAGACUUGGAUGAUAAUGAUCGUUUUAAGGUCCUUGAUUUGCUUAAUACUAAAGCAAAGAAGUCUGAGUUUUUGAACAUGACAUCAGAAGAACAUUAA
Messenger RNA from Olea europaea var. sylvestris, 558 nucleotides. RefSeq lists its product as uncharacterized. Lineage: Eukaryota; Viridiplantae; Streptophyta; Magnoliopsida; Lamiales; Oleaceae. The coding region runs from base 1 to 558 and encodes 185 amino acids. The record is from RefSeq and is a predicted model, not a curated record. The transcript has 4 exons.